GAAAUGUUGCAUAUAUAUAGUUAUCUUCCGAAAGACUGAUAGAGGUACACAUCAUACUGCUACUGGUCAACGCCAACCAACUACCUGCAAAUAAAAUGAGUGAGAGCGUAUUCGUUACAACAUCCGAUCAACCAAUGGUCCGUGGCGCUAGCAUACUACAAGUUCCGAGGACCUUCGCGUUGCUGAGGGUAGUUGAAGCGUCCUGCUCCGAAAUGCGUAUGAGCGGGGAGAAUAUCUCCAUGCUGCCACCAGCUCCGCAGCGCCAAUGGACCGUCAUCACUCGACUUAACGGUUUCAUCCACGGUGUCAUCCUCACUCGUAUCUCCACCUGGUACUGCAAAUGGACUGGCCUACCGCCACAGUCAAGUUGUAUCUACUAUCUUCCUUUCAACCUUGUACUCAAAUACUCCCAUGCCGUUCGGGAGGAUGAGGCGGUCGCCCAGUCUUUUGCCCACUCAAUCGGCUUACCAGCUCCUAGAGUCCUAUCAUAUGGAGAACGUGAGGUAUGGGAUCACUCGAUAAAGCGAAACUUCAGCUAUGGGUCAAUUCUGAUGACACGUGUUUCUGGACAAGUCCUUGAUGAUUGCCAUGAGUCUCUUGAGCCCUCCCAACUCGCAUCCAUCAUGUCCGACAUUGACAGUUGUCUUGCCGCGAUGCGUCGUUAUUCUAGCCCCUGGGGAUCUCAGGUAUGUUCUGUCCUUGGCGGCAGAGUUCAUGGUGCUCGAAUAGUAGGAGGUCGGAAUGGUCCUUACCCGGAUUCACUUGCGUUCAAUCACGACUACAUACAAUACAAGCAAACUGAGCGCUGGGAACGCGAACCCGUUGAGGAGGUGUUGGGCAAUGCGGAAAUGAUGAAUACAUUGAGUGCCAACCACCGAAUCGUAUUUACUCAUGGCGAUCUCCUCCCUCACAAUAUCCUCGUCCGUGAUGGUCGCCUCACAGCCAUCCUUGACUGGGAAUUUUCAGGCUGGUUUCCGGAGUAUUGGGAGUAUACGGAGAUGCAGAGGUUUAGUCCUCGAUACUUCUGGAGUCAACAGGUCGUUGCGUUGCCCAGUUACAAGUACGCUGCGGAGUUGAAAGCGAGCCGAGCGAUGUGGAUCCUUGCGUCGGAGUCGUUUAAUUGGUGGUAGAUCGCGUCGAUGCCUUUCAUAUUGUCCUCUGUAUGGAUCGAUCUAGGGAUUUCUGCUUUUAUCUCAGACGGGUGCUUAUCAUCGAUACCGAGGCGGCUUGCAAGAGCGUUCCUGUUUAUUUUGGUUUUGUUAACGUGUUGCUUGACUCACGCACCUGGGUUACGGUUAUGGCUACGCUCGCGAUUUAUCCUACGUAGUGUAGCACUGCGAGUACCAUGACAAGAGAGACUGCAGUGUCCGAAGGCGAGUGUUACAGUGCACAGGUAAGGAGGUCAUCCUGCAGAAGGAUGCUCCGGGGAAAGAUGAGGCUGGCGUGCAGAUCCAAUUUACAGUAAGGCAGAUUCCGACGACACGUAAGAUGAAGAUCUGCAGAAAUGGUGAAUGACGGCAAAAAGGAAC
Molecule: messenger RNA, 1529 nt
Organism: Somion occarium
Lineage: Eukaryota; Fungi; Basidiomycota; Agaricomycetes; Polyporales; Cerrenaceae
Source: the annotation of a GenBank genome assembly